AGCGACUGCCACCGGGACACCUGCAGAGUCCCUGAGGUACCCAGGCUGGCUUACCCCAAUGCCCGCGUCCUCAAUCCCACGAGGGCGGACGUGCUGGUCAUGACCCCCUGGUUUGCUCCCAUCGUCUGGGACGGGGUCUUCGACUCUACCGUGCUGGACGCGCAGUUCAGAAACACCACCAUCGGGCUGACCGUGUUUGCCAUCAAAAAGUACGUGGUCUUCCUGGAGCUGUUCCUGCAGACGGCGGAGAGGCACUUCAUGGUGGGACACAGGGUCACCUACUACGUCUUCACCGACCGGCCAGCCGAUGUGCCCAGAGUGCCCCUCGCCAAAGGGAGGCAGCUGGUGGUCCUCAAGGUCCGAAACUACACGCGCUGGCAGGAGGUGUCCAUGCACCGCAUGGAGAUGAUCAGCAGCUUCUCGCAGCAGCGCUUCCUCCGCGAGGUGGACUACCUGGUGUGCGUGGACGUGGACAUGAAGUUCAGCGACCACGUAGGCGUAGAGAUCCUGUCCGCCCUCUUCGGCACUCUGCACCCCGGCUUCUUCAGGGCGGCCCGUGAGUCCUUUACCUACGAGCGCCGGCCGCAGUCCCAGGCCUACAUUCCCAGAGACGAGGGUGACUUCUACUACGCAGGAGGCUUUUUUGGGGGAUCAGUGGCUGAGGUUCUCCGGCUGACCUCGGCCUGUCACCAGGCAAUGGUGGUCGAUAAGGCCAAUGGGAUCGAGGCCGUGUGGCACGAUGAGAGCCAUCUGAACAGGUACCUUCUCUACCACAAGCCCACCAAGGUGCUGUCCCCGGAGUACCUGUGGGACGAACAGAUGCUGCAGAGGCCGCCUUUCCUCAAGAGGCUGCGCUACGUGGCGGUGCCCAAGAAUCACGCCGAAAUCCGGCACUGAAGAGCCUGGGGCCCGGGGCGUCUCCCG
This is a messenger RNA of Lontra canadensis (Northern American river otter), 924 nucleotides long. It is a transcript of the gene ABO, whose product is annotated as ABO, alpha 1-3-N-acetylgalactosaminyltransferase and alpha 1-3-galactosyltransferase. Gene Ontology annotation, biological process: carbohydrate metabolic process. The transcript has 4 exons. NCBI's taxonomy places the organism in Eukaryota, Metazoa, Chordata, Mammalia, Carnivora, Mustelidae. The record is from RefSeq and is a predicted model, not a curated record. Gene Ontology annotation, molecular function: glycoprotein-fucosylgalactoside alpha-N-acetylgalactosaminyltransferase activity. Gene Ontology annotation, cellular component: Golgi apparatus; vesicle; membrane. The coding region runs from base 100 to 897 and encodes 265 amino acids.